Messenger RNA from Misgurnus anguillicaudatus (oriental weatherfish), 2196 nucleotides. It is a transcript of the gene pcbp2, whose product is annotated as poly(rC) binding protein 2. NCBI's taxonomy places the organism in Eukaryota, Metazoa, Chordata, Actinopteri, Cypriniformes, Cobitidae. The record is from RefSeq and is a predicted model, not a curated record. Gene Ontology annotation, molecular function: RNA binding.
UGACGUCAGAAAGGUCGUGGGUGAGAGGUGAUCUUGUUGUCUUUUGUAAGAGUGGAGCUCGAUCACGCAGCCGUGUCUUCCCUCUUCCCCGAAUCCUUUCAAAACUCCCUCCCGAACCUCCCGAACCUUCCCCUCUUACCCUCCGGACCCUCCACCCCUUCCCGGAGCGCGCAUCAGCAGGUUGAUCAUCUGUGACCAAAGAUCCAGAGCUCGACUCAUCGAUCAUCAUGGAUUCUGGUGUGAUUGAAGGAGGACUCAAUGUCACUCUCACUAUCAGACUUUUAAUGCAUGGCAAAGAAGUGGGCAGCAUCAUUGGAAAGAAAGGUGAAUCAGUGAAGAAGAUGCGAGAGGAGAGUGGUGCCCGUAUCAACAUUUCUGAAGGGAACUGCCCUGAACGCAUCAUCACCCUGGCUGGUCCCACAACGGCCAUCUUUAAAGCCUUCUCUAUGAUCAUCGAGAAACUGGAAGAGGACAUCAGCAGCUCUAUGUCCAACAGUACGGCCACAUCAAAGCCCCCGGUCACACUGCGGAUCGUAGUUCCGGCCAGUCAGUGUGGCUCCCUGAUUGGCAAGGGUGGCUGUAAGAUCAAAGAGAUCAGAGAGUCGACUGGAGCUCAGGUUCAGGUGGCUGGAGAUAUGCUCCCCAACUCCACCGAGAGAGCCAUCACUAUUGCUGGGACUCCAUUGUCCAUCAUCGAGUGUGUCAAACAGAUCUGUGUGGUUAUGCUGGAGUCUCCUCCUAAAGGUGUUACCAUCCCUUACCGGCCCAAACCCUCAGGAUCGCCUGUCAUCUUUGCAGGAGGACAGGCCUACGCGGUGCAGGGACAACAUGCCAUUCCUCAGCCUGAUCUCACUAAACUUCAUCAGUUGGCGAUGCAGCAGAGCCCGUUUCCUUUGGCUCCCAGUAGUCAAGGCUUUACUGCUGGUAUGGAUGCUACUGCACAGACAGGCUCUCAUGAACUGACCAUUCCAAAUGAUUUGAUCGGCUGCAUCAUUGGCCGCCAAGGCGCAAAGAUCAAUGAGAUCCGUCAGAUGUCUGGGGCUCAAAUCAAGAUUGCCAACCCGGUGGAAGGUUCGACUGACCGGCAGGUGACCAUCACUGGUUCACCUGCUAGUAUCAGUUUGGCAGAGUACCUAAUCAAUGCACGACUGUCAUCUGAGGCGACGGGACUGGCCACUAACUGAUUCUCCCUGCCCUCCCCACUGCCCAUUUUCCUCCUCCAUCAUCAUCAUCAUCACCACCUUCAUCACACAUGUACACUCUCUUAAGUGCAAAAAGAAACCCAAGUAUUCUCAGCCUAUCCUUUCCUUUCACCCAUCCAAGCUAUGCUUCAUGGAUAUACACAAGUAUUUUAUUUAUUUAUUUCAUGGAAAUGUUUUUAAAAUCCCUUUGCGUAGAGUUUUUAAUGUCUUUUUUCUUUGAUGCAUAUUCUGUCAGUUAACAUUAUUGUAAGAAAGUGACAGUGGAGAUAGUGGAAAAAUCUGAAAAGACAGGUGUUUUUAUGUCAGAUUUUUCUUAUAAAAACUGAAACAAAAAACAAUAAUAAAAAAGAGCAACUAAAACUAUGAUAGAUCGACCGCUUUCCCUGUAUCAAACAUUUAUUUAUUUUAAUUUAACUCUGGGAAAUUACAAAUAUUUUAAAAUCUGAGAAUUGAGCUUUAGACGUUGAGCUCAGGUGAAUCAGAUCAGUUUGAAUCUAUAAGAUGAUUCACAUUAUCUAAAGAAUCAGUUUUUUUUUUGGUCUUUGAAUCUUUGUCAUUCCUCUUUUUUUAUCCUGAAGUUGGAGAUUUUGAUUGAGGGAGGGAUGAGAGAUGAGUAUCGCUGUAGUUUCUGCAGAAAUGACAUUACUGAUACGAGUUGAAAAUAUUUGUUUUAGAGAGAAUAUUUUUUUUAACUUUUUGGUGUGAAGCCCAGACUGGAGGAGUCCAAGUCGACUGAGUUACUGAUCAAUUAAAAGACUAGAAGGAACUUUCUAGAAUUAACACUAGUUUCCUGUCUACUCUGCUUGAGUAAUAGUUUUGUUUUGUAUUAUUAUUAUAUUAUUAUUAUUAUUAUUAUUAUUUUUCUUGCAGGAGGAAGGAAAACAUAAAAAAAUUUUGUGCACGUUUUCAGAAUAUUGUAGAUUUGGAGUGCAACAGGAAUGAAGAAUUAAACAUGCAAAAUUAAAACAUGAAAUGCUGAAACUAUGAAAUGAAA